AUGGCUGGUAACAUGCCCAUGCCACAUAGACAGUAUGACCCCUAUUCCAACUCAUACAAUCCGGGUUGGAGGGAUCAUCCAAAUCUGAGCUACGGGGGGAAUAAGCAACAAAAUUUCACCCUCAAUAGACAACAGGGCUUCCAGCAACAAUAUCAACCAAAGAAUCAACCCUCCUCUAACCCAGGUAUGUCCUUAGAAGAUAUGGUUAAAACCAUAGCCUCUAACACUAUGAAAUUUCAGCAGGACACUGAGGCCAGCAAUCAAGAAAUGAGGGCAUGUAUGCAAAAUUUGGAAAAUCAGAUGAGUCAAUUGGCCUCAAUUGUCAACCGACUGGACUCCCAGGGAAAGGGAAAACUUCCAUCCCAACCUGAGGUGAAUCCCAAGAAUGUAAGUGCAAUGACCCUUAGGAGUGGGAAAGAGGUUGAAGGACCAGCACCAGUGGCUCUGAAGGACAAGAAUGAGGACCGCAUUGAGAAGGAGCUUGAGGAAGAAGGAACGCCCGACACAAAUAAAGAGGUAAUACGUACCCCAGUGGUUCCAGUUAAGCCUAACCCACCACCUUUUCCUAGCAGGUUGGAAAGGCCUAAAAAGCAAGACAAGGGAAAGGAGAUUCUGGAGAUGUUUAGAAAGGUGGAGAUAAAUAUUCCCUUACUUGACGCAAUUAAGCAAGUACCCUGGUAUGCCAAAUUUUUGAAGGACCUAUGCAUCAAUAGGAAGAAAUUGAGGGGAGAUGAAAGGAUAAUUGUAAGAGAAAACGUAUCCGCGGUGCUUCAAAGAAAACUACCACCCAAGUGUGGAGACCCAGGUAUGUUCACUAUCCCUUGUAAAAUAGGGAACACUAGCAUUAGAAAUGCCAUGUUAGAUCUAGGAGCCUCUAUAAAUGUGAUGCCCAAGGCUAUUUAUGCUUCGCUAAAUUUGGGUCCCUUAAAGGAAACUGGCAUUAUAAUUCAAUUGGCUGAUAGAACUAAUGCUUAUCCCGAUGGGGUGAUAGAAGAUGUGUUAGUGCAAGUGAACAAUUUAGUGUUCCCUGCUGAUUUUUAUAUUCUUGAUAUGAGUGAUGAACAUUCUCCAAAUCCAUCACCAAUUUUGUUGGGGAGACCCUUCUUGAGCACUGCUCGUACAAAAAUUGAUGUUAGUGAGGGCACCCUAACGAUGGAAUUUGAUGGAGAAAUAGUUCAUUUUAAUAUAUUUGAGGCCAUGAGAUAUCCUUGUCAUUCUAAUGCUAUUUUCGCUGUGAGUGUAAUUGACCCUUUGGUGCAAGAAGUAUUUGAGAUUAAUGGCAGGGAUGAAUUGGAAACAGCAAUCACCAAACAUUUGGAUCUGGAAGCAACUUAUGAAAUGGAGUUAAAUGUCAGUUUGCAAAGAAUGGUUGGAGCCUUGCAUUCACUAGGCCGAAGUUCUCCAAGGUAUGAUGUCGCUCCUAUAUUCGUGCCUGAACCACACCUAAAGCUAUUACCUUCUAUCGUGCAGGCACCUGAAGUGGAGUUAAAACCUCUGCCCGAGCAUUUAAAGUAUGCCUAUCUAGGUGAAAAAGAGACGUUACCAGUGAUAAUCUCAUCCAAAUUAUCACCCAGGGAGGAGGAUAAGCUGCUACGGGUUCUAAGAGAGCAUAAGGAAGCUAUAAGUUGGACAAUUGCGGACAUAAAGGGUAUAAGCCCGUCUGUGUGCAUGCAUCGAAUUUGCCUGGAAGAGGAUGCUAGGCCGAUAAGACAACCACAAAGGAGAUUGAACCCCAUCAUGAUGGAAGUGGUCAAGAAAGAGGUAAUCAAGCUCCUGGACGUCGGAAUUAUUUUUUCUAUCUCAGAUAGCCCAUGGGUGAGUCCAGUACAAGUGGUGCCAAAGAAAGCGGGGGUAACUGUGGAAGAAAAUCAUGAAGGGGAUCUCGUUCCAAUUCGAAAGCCUACGAGGUAG
Coffea arabica (coffee) is the source of this 1911-nucleotide messenger RNA. RefSeq lists its product as uncharacterized. The record is from RefSeq and is a predicted model, not a curated record. Lineage: Eukaryota; Viridiplantae; Streptophyta; Magnoliopsida; Gentianales; Rubiaceae.